Orbilia oligospora ATCC 24927 is the source of this 1674-nucleotide messenger RNA. RefSeq lists its product as uncharacterized. NCBI's taxonomy places the organism in Eukaryota, Fungi, Ascomycota, Orbiliomycetes, Orbiliales, Orbiliaceae. Gene Ontology annotation, molecular function: serine-type endopeptidase activity. The record is from RefSeq and is a predicted model, not a curated record. Gene Ontology annotation, biological process: proteolysis. The coding region runs from base 1 to 1674 and encodes 557 amino acids. The transcript is spliced from 5 exons.
AUGUACUGGGUCUAUAUUGUUUCAAAGGACCAAAGGAAAAACGAGGAGGAGCUUAGUAGAUUUCGCAAAGCAGCUUCCGAAAUUGCUAUUCCCCCCAGAGAACUCGGUGUCUAUGAAAUCAAAAGUGAGCAUCUGGGGACGUGGGCGUUUUUUAUCGAUGGGCUCGGUUACCGUGACCCCGAUGAUAGUGGUAAUGAUAAUAACGACGACGACGACGACGACGAUAACCCGCCACGAGAGGACGAAUUUGAGUUAAAAGGCAAACUUAUGGAGUCUUUCCCUAAUUUGAUAUCGACCUUUCGUUACGUACAUUCUUAUGAACAUUUUGCUGGCGCCCAGCCAGCAGGUUAUAAUGACGGUGAACCAUUGCGAGAGAUACCCCUAUCAGGACGUCUAAACGUCGAACAACGGGCGAAGCGUCGGUGGGUUGAUGCACCUAACAAGAAGGAUCGUUUAAACCGCAGAUCACCCAGCGAUGACCUCCAAGUAAUUGAUUUACUUGACGACAGCGAUGAUGAGAUGGUGGACCCAGAGUCAGAAUCUGUGCCAUUCUUGACAGCCUCUAAAACCAAGUUUUACGAAAUGAUGAUGGCGUCGCAGCCGCCGGGGGUAAGCUUACCGGAAAUGCGUGGCUUCGAGUUCGAACCCUCGUAUCCUGGAGCAGGUGUAAGGGUAUACGUGGUUGACACUGGCUGCGAUCCUUCCCACGAGAAAGACGAAUUACUCAACAGGGGCUCAACUUCCUGGAUUUACUCAGGCCCUUUCCCUGAUGACGAGAAGAACGAUAACGACUUUCCCAAUUUUGUGGGAAAUAUUCCCGAGGAGCUUGCUGGCGGUCAUCUUUGGGGAUACCAUGGAACAGCGGUAGCCAGUAAAAUCGUCGGGCGGGGCUAUGGGCUCGCUCCUUUCGCAGACUUGGUUGUCGUUAAGGUCCAAAACGGUCGGAAUUCAGUUAACCCGUAUUUAUCGAUAUUGGACACUUUAAUUAAAAUUUACGACGAUGUAAAGAGGUCUAUCGCUCGAAAUGACGACGGUGCAAUUUUAGGGGCAGUCAUCAAUUUAAGUGUUAGCAAUAAUCUGUCGGAUCUUGAUGAUAAGGAAAGGAAAUGGGCAGACUCGAUCAUGGAGCUCUAUCUCGAGAUCCUCAGGCAUUUCGAAGACAUCGAACCCAAGGUGUAUAUAACCAUCUUAGGUGGGAAUGAUGACAUCGAUACACCAACUCCACUAUCCGAGUACCCUCGAAACCAAAUAAUUAAGGAACGUGUUAGAAACCCCGGUGCAUUCAAGCAAUGCCUCAUCGUGGGCGGUGUUGAUAAGAACGGGGCGAUUCUUUACCACGGUAACAACAUCGACUUUUAUGGUCCGGCUAAAGACUUAGCCGUUGCUCUUCCUCCUAUCGACCCGAAACGGCCACAUCUACUCGAUGGAAUCCAACUUACAUCCUCAGGAACAUCACUCUCGGCACCAUUCGUUGCCGGUCUUCUUGCUAGGACGAUUGGUUUAAAUGUGAAGGAAAUAGAUCCCUUGGAGCAGAUGAGGCAAUGGGCCUAUCCCCGAAAGAGAAAUGGCCCCGAUAUAGUUUGGAACGGCAUCCCAAAGGAAGUUUGGGGACAGGCAGAUGGAUGGGAGCCUGAAAAUAGAAAGCGACCUCGACCGCCCGAUGAAGAUGCCUGA